AUGGAAGAUCAAGGUCCAAAAGAAGAACAUAUUACAGUCGCUGUAAGGAUAAGGCCUUUUGUACCAAGAGAACUUGCUAAUGGGAUCUCAUCAGCAUGGGAGCUCCCAGGACCGACUUCCAUAAAAGAAGUUACUGGCCAGCGUUUUUUUGUGUAUGACCGUGUAUAUGAGCAACAUGUCUCGACUGAAAAAAUCUUUGAUGAGCAAUGUGAAAAAAUCAUAUGAAAGCUUAUGGAAGGGUUUAAUGGGUGCAUUUUUUGCUAUGGGCAGACUGGGAGUGGAAAAACAUUUACAAUGCAUGGAUCAAGGAAAACCCAGCCUGGGUUUGUCCCACUUACUAUUGAUACGAUUUUUGCUUAUAUUCAGCAAACUCCUGAUAAAGAAUUUUUAAUAAGAUGCUCUUAUUUGGAAAUUUAUUGUGAUUUAGAUUGAAAUAUCUUUAAAAUAUAAAAUUAUGAACAAUAGGCAAUGCUUAAGUUAAUAUCAAUUUUAUGAGUAAUAUAAUGAAAAUAUCAAUGAUCUAUUGAACCCAAAUGGCUUAAACCUGCAGGUACAAGAAGACAAAAAGGUAGCCUCUAUUAUAGAACGGUAUCAAAAUUGUGGGAGCUACUGAAGAAGUUUGCAGCUCCAUAAACCAAGUGAAUUCGCUGCUUUAUCUAGGAGAAACACAUAAACAGUUUGCAAGCACUGAGUUCAAUUCAAGAAGCUCAAGAUCUCAUUGCAUGUAACAAAAAUUCAGAUUUCGAAUAAUCGUGGAGUCUAAAAGUCGAGAUCCGAGGCUAAAGAAUCUUAACAUGGCUACAUUAAAUCUUAUUGAUUUAGCUGGAAGCGAAAGUGCUGCUGUUCAUGGACCCACAGCUUCUUUGAACCGUACAAGAGAAAUGAAAUACAUUAACAGGGUAAUUUAUAUAUAGAGUUUACUUACACUAGCCACUGUCAUCAUGAGGCUCAGUGAUAAAGCAAACUCAAUUCCAGUCCCUUAUCGAGAUAGCAAACUAACCAGGCUUCUUAGGCCAGCCUUAGAGGGCGAAUCAAAAGUUGUCAUUAUCUGCAAUAUAUCACCAAGCAUUGACUCUUAUGAUGAAACUUUAUCAACAUUAAAAUUCGCCCAAAGAGCUAAAAAAAUCAAACAGACUAUCAAAAAAAAUGUCGUCCGUGACAGCAAAGCCUUGAUCAUGAAAUAUGAAGCAGAAAUUGAGAAACUCCAAGAAAAGCUGACCCCCCAUUUAAUUGGAACAAAAUAUACGUAACAUUUCAUUUUUUUUAGCCUAAGCCUUUAAUAAAAACAAAAUUAGAAAAUUUUAUAGUUGAAAAUACUAAAUUUAAUAAAGUUAGUUUUAGACCUAAUUUAAUGUAAAAAGUGCAAGUAGCAUGCUAUUUAAACAGUUUUCACACUGAAUCGAUUAAUUUUUAAAUCAAUUCUUCAUUUUUAGAAUUUUUUUUAAAAAAUAUUAACUUCUCUUUAAAUUGGAACAGGACUUUUUUGUUCUAAUUUAAAGAUGGGACAGUGAGAGAAAUGGAAUCAAAAUUCAAAGAUGAAGCAGAAAAUCAGUCAUUAAAAGACGAAAUCUGGAAAAUGUCAGAAAAGCUUAUGAUGAUACAAGAUGAAAAAGAAAUGCUCGAUGCCAAGCUCGAGACAACUUUUAAAGAGAAAUUGCAGCUGCAGUCAGAAUUAGAACGAUUGCGAGCUAUGAUUUUGGUAUCUGAAAAUAUUAACAAAGCAGAUAUUUUGGAAGAUGAAUUUGUGGGUGCAGAUAAGAAAAAUCAAGAAAGAAGAAGACUGAGGCUGAGCAUUAUGAGAGAUGGGCCACUUACUUUUGAAGAAAAAGAAGCAGUAGUGCAUGAAAUCCAGCAUGAAGAAGAAAAAAGAAACCAUACAGUUCUAGCAGAUAUGAAAGCCCCUGAGGUGGAUUUGCAUUCUCUUUCAAGAAGAGAGACAAAUUUAUUGGAUGGAGUUGAGAGAAUCCCUGAGAUUUUAGAGAAGCAAGAAGAAAUACCUGUAAAUAGGUUUUCAAUUAUGAUAUCAGACAAUGACCCUAAACUCGUAAAACUGCGAGAAGUUGCAAAGCAAGCUGAUGAAGGCGUAUUAACUGGACCAAGUCGUGCUGAUCUGUUAUUGGUGAUUGAAGAACAAGAUAAGCUUAAUUCAAGGCUGCAGGGUCAGCUGGAAGAAAAGGAUCAACAAAUUUCGAUCCUUAAAGAUGAGUUGCAGCUAUGUAGGAACAACUUAAUAUCAAUGCAGAAACAGCUUAAAGAAUACAAAAAAAAGGAAAUGUUAAAUUAA
Molecule: messenger RNA, 2284 nt
Organism: Blepharisma stoltei
Lineage: Eukaryota; Ciliophora; Heterotrichea; Heterotrichida; Blepharismidae
Source: the annotation of a GenBank genome assembly